Messenger RNA from Aspergillus chevalieri, 351 nucleotides. RefSeq lists its product as uncharacterized. The record is from RefSeq and is a predicted model, not a curated record. The transcript is spliced from 2 exons. NCBI's taxonomy places the organism in Eukaryota, Fungi, Ascomycota, Eurotiomycetes, Eurotiales, Aspergillaceae. The coding region runs from base 1 to 351 and encodes 116 amino acids.
AUGGAGCCUUUAGAGCAAGAAACUAUGGCAGCCAGCGCCCUUCUACAGUCCGGAUUCCCAUUUUGUCCGUUUCCUGAAGACCAACUGAAAGACCUCCCCACUGAUAGUGUGCUGGAAUGGGUGGAAGAGAAGUUGGAUGCAGGCCAACUGUUUGUCGUGCGCAGCUUCGACAGACUAGAUACACGGGCGCUGUACUGCUCACCAGAGAGAACCUCUUCAAUCUUCUAUCCCUGGAAUCAAUCCUUGUUCGUAACUGCCAGGCCGGACGCGAUAUCCGCGUAUCGGCGCAAGAAUUGCUGCGUCCCGAAAGGUCUGGCCGCAAGGACAAGCGUAAAACUUGGGAAUAGUUAG